Molecule: messenger RNA, 381 nt
Organism: Echinostoma caproni
Lineage: Eukaryota; Metazoa; Platyhelminthes; Trematoda; Plagiorchiida; Echinostomatidae
Source: the annotation of a GenBank genome assembly
AUGGCUCUUAACGACACGGAGGUUCAAAGACAGAUUCGCCAUAUGAUGGCAUUCAUAGAUCAAGAAGCCCGUGAAAAGGUCGAGGAAAUUGAUGCGAAGGCUGAGGAGGAGUUUCAAAUAGAAAAAUCAAGACUGGUUCAAAAUCAACGUCUGAAGAUCAUGGAAUAUUAUUCGAGGAAAGAAAAGCAAAUUGAAUUGACAAAGAAAAUACAAGAUUCGAAUUUGAAAAACUUAUCUCGUCUAAAGGUUUUACAAAGCAGAGAAAAUCACAUCCAGAUGUUAUUGGACGAAGCCAAACAACGUCUUGCGGAACUAUCGAAAAAUAGACAACGCUAUGAGUCUUGCCUAAAGGGACUUAUCACACAGGUAAUUACACAUUGA